Molecule: messenger RNA, 1148 nt
Organism: Amoebophrya sp. A120
Lineage: Eukaryota; Dinophyceae; Syndiniales; Amoebophryaceae
Source: the annotation of a GenBank genome assembly
GUGGUCGGCUACUUGCCUCAGCUUAUCCGUCUGUCUUUGUUGCGUGGUGUUGCUGAAGAAUUCUUGUAGUUGUAGGUACUUUUUCCCUGGCCUGCCUGAGAGUCUCUUGCUUCUGUGAAUCUCGGUCGCAGCUGAUUAUGGCAGCUGUGUGAUAGUUUCUUUUUUUUAUCGCCGCCCCGUCGGUGCGUAUGCGGAGUACGGAAAUACGCAUUUUUUUGCUCGCGCGUAUGAUCGCUGCCGCAUACAUCGACGACGGGCGACGGCUGCGCCAAUUUUCUCCAGACGACCCGGCUACGGGAAACGGGAGCGAUACUUCAAUUUCUCCAGACCCAGGCUCCAGAUUCCGGCACACCAGAUUCCGGGACGCCGAUCAGUGCGUAGGGGCCACAGUUCGUAAGGGCCCUGGUCUGAGCAGUCGCCCUGGUCUCAGGGGCCCUGGUUUACACCGUUACCGCUUUGCAAAAUAAAAUCCCAGCAACAGGACAAAAAAAGUCAUGCGAUUACCUUACCACAUCAAGCACACCCACAUGGGCAUUGAUCGAAAUAUAAAAAUAUCGAAUUCCAGCUUCUGCAAGGAUCAACCCACUUACCUAGCGUCAACUAUGUAUGCUCGGCACUCGGAGUCGGUUUGGCUCAUUCUAAUGCAUUCUACCAAUAAAUUAUGAUUUUCUACUUCAUAAAAACACGAAACCGUGGUGGAGGAGAAGAAGAACAGCUUGCGUCCAUGCCUUUCUCGUUUCCAAAAUUAGGAAGUGAUCUACGACUCUUUGAUUAUACUGGUUUGAGUUUCUAGUUGUUAAAGGUUAGUACGACUUUUCCAUCGUUAGUAGGUGUGAUGUGCACACAUGCAUCCGGGUUUCCUUGAAAUUUAUACUGGGGAUGUUUCAUGACCACCCGGCCGUGUAUUUUCAAGUUUUUGUUUUGAAUGCGACUGCCACACAACUACAAAAGAAGUCGCAGAAAAUGUUUCUUGACCGGCCAAAUUUUUUUUUCUUUUUCUGUUUCUUUCCUUCCAUUGCAAGAGGCACCGCUGAUAAUCGCGUCUGUUGGGUACGUCAUUCAGUCAUUCUCUAUAGGAUGAAGCUCUCGCUAUCGGCCUUUUUUUCAACAUUUUCAGACAAGUCACGUAGUCCUUCUGUGUGUGCUGG